CGUUUCCAAUAGCGGCAAGGGAAGCAACCAGUUCGAAAGCGUUGAACGGGGACAGUUUAAAAUGGUGUACUGAAACAGACGUAACAGUCAACUUGGAAACUAGAAGUUCGAAGACUGAAUACAGGAAAGGAAAAGUAUUUUAUAAGUUAACGAGUAGUGAACAGACCGUAUGGUGCCUAUGUGGAGACAUUGUGCUGUGUAGCUGCGUAGCUUUUUGAUGCUGGACAUAUGUCAGUUGUUGGUUAACCAACUAGGCUACCUUAAGUUAACUGUUCUUCAGUCUUUAGCCUAGUCAUCUUACCGGCUUGCCAAUGCUUUUGCAUCAGUUUGUGAACGGAGGUCUGGAAGUGAUGCAUUCUACAUCAAUUCAGAAAGACACCACUUUUACCAAAAUUUUCGUGGGUGGCUUGCCCUACCACACUAACGAUGCUUCAUUGAGAAAGUAUUUUGAGGCCUUCGGAGACAUCGACGAAGCUGUGGUGAUUACCGACAGACAGACGGGGAAAUCCAGAGGAUACGGCUUUGUGACAAUGACAGACCGAGGAGCAGCUGAGAGGGCCUGUAAAGACCCCAACCCCAUCAUCGACGGUCGCAAGGCCAACGUCAACCUGGCUUACAUUGGUGCCAAACCCCGCAGUAUGCAGACAGGUGAGCCGACCAGGGGCAUAUCCAUCGGAGUGCAGCCUAUUCACCCAGCGCUCAUCCAGAGGCAGUAUGGGUUGGCCCAGCAGUACGUCUACCCCCAGGCCUACGUCCAGCCCAGCCUUGUGCUCCCCUCUCAGGUGUCCCCCUCCGUGGGCUCCCCCUACCUGGACUACAGCGCCGCCUACGCCCAGUACGCCCAGGCCGCCUUCGAGCAGUACCCCUACGCCGCCUCCCCGGGGUUCCUGGGCUACAGCUACGCCCCCAGCCAGGCCGCGCCCACCCAGGCCAGCGCCACGGCUGCUGUUCACCAGGCCCUCCCCACGGGGGCGGGCCCGUCCCCCGCCUUUCUGCAGUACGCGCCCCAGCAGCACGUCCAGCCAGACCGCAUGCAGUGAGGACAGAUUGCAGGGCCUGGAGAGCCGACCCGGGUUACCUGCGCCCCCCAGCAGGGCUGUCAGGGAAGGGCUGGAGAGAGGGUCUAUUGCACUAUAACAUCAGGAGGAGCCCCCUAAUGGGUCAGGGGGGUGGGUGGAUGAUGUGGUUGGGUGAGGGGCAGUGAUGGAACACAUGGUCAUCAGAGGACCUCCAGUACCAGACACUUCAGUUUUAUUACUAUUGUUAACUUCAAUGUCAGUAUACUAUUAUUAUCAAUGUCACUGUUAAUUGUUACUUUUGUUUCAAUCAAUGAACCUUAAUUGUCUGUGGUACAUACCUGCAUUUGGAGCAGGAGGGGAGGGGCUUACUUGGACACUGGCCCCUCCCUCUUCUCUGCCAGGUCGCAGGGUAGAUGAUGGCACUGCUGCUUGGGAACAUUGGGGCGGGGCGUCGGAAACAGAGGGUAGGGGAACAUGGCGCCAAUAGUUUCCACCCACAAGAGAGGACCGCCCUCUUGGUACGGCAGUGUUACUGCACCAACACCACAGGUGGACGGGACUCUGCGGGCCUUUCAGAGGUCAUCAAAGACUAUACAUGGAGAAUCAAGAGAUUCUGGGAAAACCUUCUACUGAUUUCACAUUGUCUCAGAGAUGUCAGGACUACUUUUU
Esox lucius (northern pike) is the source of this 1688-nucleotide messenger RNA. RefSeq names its product RNA-binding protein 38. NCBI's taxonomy places the organism in Eukaryota, Metazoa, Chordata, Actinopteri, Esociformes, Esocidae. Gene Ontology annotation, cellular component: cytosol. Gene Ontology annotation, molecular function: RNA binding. The record is from RefSeq and is a predicted model, not a curated record. The transcript has 4 exons. The coding region runs from base 312 to 1040 and encodes 242 amino acids.